Molecule: messenger RNA, 1003 nt
Organism: Mixia osmundae IAM 14324
Lineage: Eukaryota; Fungi; Basidiomycota; Mixiomycetes; Mixiales; Mixiaceae
Product: glycosyltransferase family 64 protein
Exons: 5
Coding region: 106-876 (256 amino acids)
Cellular component (GO): membrane
Molecular function (GO): glycosyltransferase activity
Source: RefSeq, a predicted model, not a curated record
GCCCGCGUGUGCACAGAAGGCAUCUGGACUAGCGACGAGUCAUUAUCCCAUCACGAAGAGCAGUUCACUGUCGUCAUUGUGUCUCACGCCCGCGAAGACAAUCUCAUGCGAAUCGCCCAUCAUUUGCGAAAGAGUAAUCUCAUCCGCGACAUCAUCAUCGCCUGGAACAACCAGGACCAUCCGUGCCCAGCUUCUUUACAGCAUCUAGCGACAUGUGUGCAGCAAGAGUCGAAUUUAGUUCACAAUCGAUUCAGAGUAUGGCAACACGUCGCGACAGAUGCGGUGUUGCAUUACGACGAUGACCUCAUCAUUCCCCUGGCCGAUCUAGAAGCUGGCUUCAGGAUCUGGCGGCGGCAUCGAGACCAGCUGCUCGGCUUCGAACCUCGCGUGAUAGACUGCGCGGAUCCCAAUGAUAUGGAAACAUGUCACUACCGCUUCCAGAUGCGACAAGCUCACUUUGACCUGGUCAUCGGCAAAGCCUUCUUCACGCAUGUGCGAUACAUGGAAGAUUAUAGCUCGAGCAAUGUCCUGAUGGACUUUACGAACAAAACGCCCUGCGAGGAUCUGGCGAUGAAUUUCCUUGCGGGCAGUUUGUCGCACAAGCCGCCGCUAUGGAUGAAAUCCAAUAUCACCGAGAUCACUUCGACCAUGUUCGCCGGACUAUCUCAGGGCAUCAGCUCCACAAUCUGGCGUGAUGCGCGGCACGACUGCAUCAGGCAGCUACACUCAAUCUUCGGAAAGCGUACCGUCUGGCCGCAACGGUCGAAGUUCCAGCGACAUCCUACUCUGCCAGAUCGCAUAUUGAAAUUGCCGAUACCGCCUGGCGACUCCUGGUGUUCCGAUAAGGACGGUGCGCGGUACUGUCGACAACCAUAGAUCUAGAGUUGUCGAUCAUGCAGGAGCUGUUUUGAGGUUCUAGCGUGCUGCUCCCGGAGUCGGAUUUAGCCAAUCGAUCAUUGCAGCCCGAAGAGCAGCCGCGUACAUUCGGCGCGUCACGUCUUUU